Psylliodes chrysocephalus is the source of this 570-nucleotide messenger RNA. Lineage: Eukaryota; Metazoa; Arthropoda; Insecta; Coleoptera; Chrysomelidae. The record is from the annotation of a GenBank genome assembly.
AUGAACCGUAAAAUCAAAACUACUCUUCCCAUUCUACCUAGUAAGUUAAAUAACCCUGUAAGUACUGAGUCUAAAUUUGAAAAACUAAAUAAGGCAAAACAAAAAACAGCUAACCAGUUUGGCAAAAGACACGAAGUCAGAGAAUUGUCAUCUUUAAAGUGGAGAGACAGUGUUUGGGUAAUUGAUAUCCGGACUUACGGAAAAGUCAUAGAAAUAUUAGAAGAACCUCGAUCAUAUAUUAUUGCAACACAAUCUGGGUUCUACCGACGAAACAGAUGGCACCUUAUACCCGCCCCUUAUUAUAAAUUUCCCUCCGUUACCCCAGCACUGUCUAAACUAACUGAGCCCUCAUAUCAGUCUCAACUGCAUGUACACAAUAGUGAGCCUUCUUUAAAUUAUGAUGAGGCCCCACAGCAUCCUAGAAAUAAUGGUUGUGACGAUCAGGAAGUGCAUAGUGAAAGUGAUGUAAAUCCCCACCUUAAUAAUAGUGAGAACUCUUUUAGCGUUGAAGAGAGGCCUUCAAGGGUUGUUAGAAAACCUUACUAUCUCCAAGACUAUAUUACUGACUAA